Pygocentrus nattereri (red-bellied piranha) is the source of this 1592-nucleotide messenger RNA. RefSeq names its product chemokine (C-X-C motif), receptor 4b (gene cxcr4b). The transcript is spliced from 2 exons. Gene Ontology annotation, biological process: G protein-coupled receptor signaling pathway; immune response; chemotaxis. Bases 37 to 1107 code for a protein of 356 amino acids. Gene Ontology annotation, cellular component: membrane. NCBI's taxonomy places the organism in Eukaryota, Metazoa, Chordata, Actinopteri, Characiformes, Serrasalmidae. The record is from RefSeq and is a predicted model, not a curated record. Gene Ontology annotation, molecular function: chemokine receptor activity.
GGAUAUACGCACGCACGAGCUCUGGCCUCCAGCACCAUGGCUUUCUACGAUACUGUAGUGUUCGACUUCGACCCCAACGCCACCGAAGGCUCAGGGAUGAUGGAUGAAUAUGACGAGAUGUGUGACAUCGGCAUCAGCCAGAGCUUCCAGAGGUUUUUCUUGCCAGCCGUUUACGGGAUUAUCUUCCUCCUGGGCGUCGUGGGUAACGGCCUGGUGGUGCUGGUGAUGGGCUUCCAGAGGAAGACGAAGAACAUGACGGACCGGUACAGGCUGCACCUCUCCGUGGCCGACCUGCUGUUCGUACUCACGCUGCCCUUCUGGGCCGUGGAUGCCGCCAGCACGUGGAUAUUCGGGGGUUUCCUGUGCGUCACCGUCAACAUGAUCUACACCGUGAACUUGUACAGCAGCGUGCUGAUCCUCGCCUUCAUCAGCCUGGAUCGCUACUUAGCCGUGGUUCGCGCCACCAACAGCCUGGCCACCAGGCGGCUGCUGGCCGAGAGGGUGAUCUACGUCGGGGUCUGGCUUCCCGCCACCCUGCUGACCGUGCCGGACCUGGUCUUCGCAAAAGUCCAGAGCACCGGCGCGAGGGACCUUUGCGAACGGAUCUACCCGAUGGAGGCUAACAUGGUGUGGAAAGCCGCCUUCCGCUUCCAGCACAUCAUCGUGGGCUUCGUCCUGCCCGGCCUGAUCAUCCUGAUCUGCUACUGCAUCAUCAUCUCCAAGCUCUCCAAGGGCUCCAAGGGUCAGUCCCUGAAACGGAAGGCGCUGAAGACCACCAUCAUCCUCAUCCUCUGCUUCUUCGUCUGCUGGCUGCCCUACUGCGCCAGCAUCCUGGUGGACACGCUAAUGAUGCUGAACGUCGUUUCUCACAGCUGCUACCUGGAACAAAGCCUGCAGAAGUGGAUCUUCGUCACCGAGGCGCUGGCCUACUUCCACUGCUGCCUCAACCCCAUCCUCUACGCCUUCCUGGGGGUCAAGUUCAGCAAGUCCGCCCGCAGCACGCUUACCAUGAGCAGCAGGUCCAGUCAGAAGAUGCUGACCAAGAAGCGAGGCGUCAUUUCGUCCGUGUCCACGGAGUCGGAGUCCUCCAGCGUGCUGUCGAGCUAACACGCGAACAAGCUUGCGGACUUUUCCUUGCGCCAAAAACCAGGAGGACUAAGCUUUCAUUUCAAAAAGAGGACUUAACUACACGUUGUAAAUAGUCUGUAAACACUUUAAUGCUGAGAACUGUACAAUUUUUUUUUAUUUGCUCUAUUUAAUCUGUUUUUUUCACCCUUCACGUCCACAGGCUGAGCCUUACCUCUCGUUUUAUAUGUGUGUGAAUCAUGCCCAAGCAGGAUGCCAGCUUUUUUUGCAGAUGUUGCGUCAUCUGUAGCCGCCUGAAUGCCGUUAUUUGUGCCUCGGGAUGUAAAUUAUUUGUACAUAGGUCAGUGUUUGUGUGUGUGUGCAGGCACUUAGGCUUUAGCUUUUCACUGAGACGUUUUUAUUUAUUGAAAAGAAACUGGUAGCUCACACUGAAUAGUUCUUUGCUGAUUUUGUUUCACACUUAUUGUCUGUAAUAAACGACUCGAAGUCACUCUUCUUUUCAAUGA